AUGCAUAAUGAUGAUAAGUCCAACAAAAGGAUCAAUCAAAUUGAGACCUCUAAAUAUGAUGAAUCUCUCCCUUCUCAAACAUCAGGCACACAUCCAGCUGAUGAAAUUAUGGAUGAAUUGUCACAGGAUAACAAUCUCCUGAGCGCUGACAUAUUCUUUAUUAGCAAGCAAAUUGUUGAUAAAUUAAAAUUAAAUGUUAAUCCUACAGAAGGUCUAUUAUUACUAGCAGAUAAGGAUAAGACAUCCAAACGUUUAGGCGUAACCGAUAAGAUGAAUGUCGGAUAUAAAGGACAAACAAUAGUCCAUGAGUUUGAAGUGUUAAAUAUGAGCAAUGAAAUUGAUGCUAUUUUUGGUCGUGAUAUCCUACCUAAGCUUGGUAUUCACCUUGUUGGUGUUGCUACUAACUGGGAUGACAACAAAGUCGUCUAUGAUGACUCAAUCGAUGAUACGGAAUAUAUUCCUAAUAUAUCCAAUGCAGGUACACCUGACGAACAUGAGGCUCUCAUAUUAGCCUUACAGUCACAUAUUGACAAGAAUCAACAGAUUGAUGUUCAUUCACUCUGUAAUAUACCUGAGGCUGUUGUUCGAUUGGACACUCCAAAAGGCAAACAUGUCAAUGUACGACAAUACCCUAUUGCAAAUAAUAUGAUGCCUAUAUUUGAUGAAGCUGUUAAAACAUGGCUUGAAAAUGGCGUCAUUGUACCUGCACCUCCUACACCUUGGAAUAGUCCAAUUACCUUUGCAUCGAAAAAGGACAUCAAUGACCGUGUAUUGAUCCUCGUAAAAUUGAUACGCUCCUGGAAUCUGACAACUUCCCAUUACCAUUGA
This is a messenger RNA of Rhizopus microsporus ATCC 52813, 828 nucleotides long. RefSeq lists its product as uncharacterized. The coding region runs from base 1 to 828 and encodes 275 amino acids. Lineage: Eukaryota; Fungi; Mucoromycota; Mucoromycetes; Mucorales; Rhizopodaceae. The transcript has 3 exons. The record is from RefSeq and is a predicted model, not a curated record.